Messenger RNA from Anopheles coluzzii, 8125 nucleotides. RefSeq names its product WAG22 antigen. The record is from RefSeq and is a predicted model, not a curated record. The transcript is spliced from 8 exons. NCBI's taxonomy places the organism in Eukaryota, Metazoa, Arthropoda, Insecta, Diptera, Culicidae. The coding region runs from base 2572 to 4938 and encodes 788 amino acids.
GGCAGGAAAACUCGGCAGGCGUAAACAGUGAAAAAACCGUUCUCCUGCUUGUGGGUGCGUGCCGGACCGUGCGUGCGUGAACAGUUGGCAAACAGUUGGCGCUGAGGGAAAAUCUGUCUGCAAUCGUGUGCGAAAGAGUGUGGUGUGUGUGUGUGUGCGCGCGGUUUUCUUUCCAUUGCUAUCUUUGUGGUUGGUGAUUGUUUGCCGGAUUGUGUUGUUGUUUUUUUUGUGGCGUUUUUCUGGUACUCCCCCCAGUACACACACGGUGCCUCAGCUCAUCGAGUUAGCCAGCGCUAGACCGUGCGGCGGGCGGGCCGUUUUCGCCAUUUUCUCCAAUCAUCGAGUCAACAUUUGCAUCGCCUAGCAACAUCCGACCGUACGGGCAACACCAAGCAGCAACAAUCAACCAUCGAAUCAAGCCGUAACAGGCCUUCGUCGGCGCUGCGGCCACGGCCCGCGAAACGUACGCGGCGUACGCGUACAGCAAAUUUGAGCUCAGCUACCCUCCCAACGGAAGUCCGUACUUGCAAAAGAGGUACUGUGACAACAAAAAGUCCUGCCCGCCCGACUGAACCCCCAAAUUCGUCUCACUCGGCAUCGGUUGCCGUGUUGCACUCAGCUGUAAAGCAUCACGCACUAGCAAGGGUACAAAAGGUAGCCGAAACAAGGUAAUGCGACCAAGUGGUGAUGCAGCAAAAGUGAAGAGUGCUACAACCAAGUAAGAGAGAGAGAGCGAGAGAAAAAUAAGCAUAAAAAAAAGAAAACAAAAGGAAAAUGUGGCAGGGAAGCGCACCGCACUCGGGUUGGAAAAUCGCUCAAGCCAACGGCCCAUCAUACCGCAAAACGAUAACCGCGCUAUCCAACGCUACGGUACGCGGGUACGUGCGUAUUGCGUGUUAAUAUUUGUGCCGUGUGUCUCUUUCCCCGUGUCCGCUUCUGCUCGGUGUGUGUGUGUGUUUGGGAAUUUUGUGCAAAUUCUAAAGUCGAACAAGUUUUGGGGAUUCGUCAAAACGUACGUCAGUACCCAGCGGCUCAUCUGCCAUCGGUCGCGGGUUGUUUACCGCCGCAUCCUGCCCACCGAACGCACUCGCACACAAAAUAAAAAAAAAAAAAAAACCGUUCGAUAUCGGACGCGGACGCGUAAGGCGCAAAACUUUACCGAUUUUACAAGCAAAACAGCGACGAACAGCAGGCGGAGUGCGCGAGAGCGACAAAGAGCGAGCGUGUGAGUUAGAGAGGAAGAGAGCGGAUGCGCGCUGCGCGCCGUAUCCUAAAAAAUCGGGAGCGCAUCCCAGCUCGGCCCCAAGAUUCGAGAGCGUUCCGGCAGCGUCGUCGGAGAGCUCGCACGCCUGCUUCGUAUUAGUAGCCUGCCGAAUGGGGGUGGUAUAGAAGAAGGUAGAGCAAAGGCAGAAGAAGUAGAAGAGGCAGAUAAAAAAGCACCCGAAAAAAAGAAAACACAAACAGUGAGCAGCAGCUAAUGUUUGUGUUGGCAAAGCGCGAGCAGCGCGACCACCAUUAGUGGCAUAGUCGUCGCGGAGGCGUCAACUUGGAAAAGGACGCGAGACUCGUCACUAUCAACCUCAACCUCAAACAAUCGCCCCUACCGCCGGGGGCAGUAACUCACCUGGCUUGUUUUCUUUGUGGGCAAUUCGGGGCAGCCGCAGGGUGACCAGAACACCAAAAUCCGAUAGCUGUUGUUAUUGUUUUUGUUUUUGUUUUUUUUUUUUCGGGUCAGUGAAAACUUCGUCUUUGUGUACAAGUGCAGUAGUGUGAGUACGCGUGUACAUGUGUGUGUGUGUGUAUGUGAGAGCUAGAAAGGGUAGCAAAUGGUCGAGUCGGAAAAUCGUGUCGGUGUAAGUGAGUGCAAAUUUUGACAGGUGCUCGAAGAAAAUAGUCUGCCCUGCAAGAUAUAUAGGGCAGCGGACGAAAACGCUGCUCUAGCAGUGCUUUUCCAGUGCACGAUUCCAUUCCAGAGCCACCUGUAACGAUCUCUCAUAUUCACUCUCCUCCCCGCUGUUAUCGAAAACUGUUCGGCUGUGCGGUUUACACCACCGGACCGAGUGCUUACCUGCGAGUAUUUCGUGCUCGGUGCAAUCUAGUAACGUUCUGGUGCGAGAUCCUGGUUGGCUAGCAAACACACCAGCAUCGUCAACAUCACCAUCGCCAUCGUCAUUAUCACAUUCUGGCAAUCCGGUGUGUGACGCUAACAGAGGACGCCUUGCUUGGGGACUCGCCUUUGCGCGAAAAAAGGGCCGCUGUUGUGCAGCACGGGGAGAACGGUAACUCACUCCCGUUCUAUAUAUACAUCGGUGUGCUGCUGCUGCUGCUGUAGUGUGUUGUUGUUUGGUUCUCCCUUCGGCUCAAUCUCUCUCGCACGCUGUCUCUCUCUCUCUGUCUGUCUGUUUAUCUCGCUCUCUCUCUGGUUUCUGACCUACUGUCCCGUGUACUAUCCCCAUCCCGCAACUCCAACAAGCUGUCAUAGGGCACCGUUUGUUUUUUUUUGCCUUUGCUGACGCGUGAGCGCAGUUGCAACUGCAUGCGAGCGCGCUCGCUCGCUGCACUGCUGCCAACAUGCUCUCCUACAUGCUGCCAGUCGAGGAAAAAUCGCCAUCCGCAGCGGCUGCAGCAGCAACGCGUAAUCUAAGCCUCAACCUGACCACAACAACCACCACAACCGCGUCCGGUGGUGUCGGUGUUGGCAGCGGCAGCGGUGGUGGUGCAGGCAGUGUUGCCGGUGGUGCGAUCGGGCGCGACAGUUCCGGUGGCGCUACUGCGGCCAGCACAUCGUCCGCCCAGGUGCGCUCCAUCAUCAAGCCUACAAUCAAACACAGUGGCGGUGGCAGUGCUGCCAGCCAUCGCUAUCAGCUGAUCAGCGGCGGUUCGGGCGGGUCCGAUGCGAAGCUGGUAGGCGGCGACUCCGGUGCCCCAGGCGGAGCAGCAGCUGCUGCGGUCGGUGGCGGUCGUGACGUGCGGUCGGGCCGGGGCCGCUGGCAGGACGAGCCGGAGGCCGAUCAGUGCGACGAAAGCACCAACCUGCUGGCCGGUGCGGGCGCGGACGACGACGACGAGGACGACCGGGACGCGAUCGACGAUCGGCCGCGGCGCGGUGCCGCCGUCAAGAGUGACAAAAACUUUAACAACCUGAUCGUGGUGCCGAACGGGCGGCACGGGAAACCUACCAACGGCAACCAUGCCGGCCCGCCGGCCAGGCUCGCGAGCGUGCUAAAGCCGACGAACGGUGUCGGGUCGAACGGGCGGCCGGGCAGCAGCAACGGUGGCGGCGCCACCGGUGGCCACACUGGUGCCUACUACAAUGGCUACCUAGCCGUCAGUGGCGACAACGAUGACGAGCACCAUCGGCUGCUGGUCAGUGCGAACAAUCUGCGAAACGCGAGCGGCGACACGCGGCCCGAGUGGUCCCCGCAGGGCCGAACGAACGGGUGCGGCCCGGCCACGACCGAGCCAUCGGGCCGGCCGGCUUCCUCCUUCGCUAGUGGCGCGCGCACCAACGGCAACUGCCGCACGAUGAACAGUCUGAACGGGAACCUGCUGGGGUCGGACCCGCCAGCCGUCGCACCGUUGCCCCUGGAAACGACAGACAUUGGUGAUGGUGGUGGUGGUGGUGGUGGUGGUGGUGGUGGUGGUGGUGGUGGUGGUGGUACCGGCGCCGCGGCUGACGUGUCCCUCGGCAGUGACUCCGACUCGGCGACAGGGGCAGGUGGUACCGGGUCGGCCACCGGCGGGGGCGGCAAGAAGGUGAAGCUAAACAAGCUCGGCGGCAACAAGAACGUCACACUGAAAAGAGUAUCGUUCGGCUCGUCCAAAGGUUCGAUGGUGGAAACGCUGGUGUUCGAGACGCCCACCCCCCUGCCAGAGCACGCCGAGCGGGAGUUCUUUCAGUCGCCGGCCGUGCUGGCCGGCGCCGGCCACACAACCGUGUACAGCGGGGGCAGCGGCCCGCCCGGCACCACCCUGGUGCACCAUCACUAUCCGGCCCCGGGGCUGGCGCACCAUCCGCAUCACCUGCCGCACCAUCACCAUCCGUACCAGCCGCAGUAUUCCGGGGGCUACCACCAUCCGCUGGACGGUGGCCCGGCCACGGGAGCCUCACACGAUGACAGCGGCAUCGAGCUGCAGGAAGAAGUAGAGCGCUCGAAGGUGCGUGUAUCGUUCUUCCAGAGCAGCAAACCGCAAUCAAUCAGUCCGCCGGAGUCGCUGCACCUGUACGGUGGGCAAAGUUUGAUCCAUUUCGGUAGCGGCGGCGGCAGCGGCGGUGACGGCGGCUAUGAUAACAACAACUCGCCGCUAGACACCUACAUCACCUCGGCCGCGCUCAACCAGCAGUACGACGCGCUGUCCAGCCAUCAGCAGCAGCAGCAGCACGCACACUUUCAUCCGGACCACCGGGAUCCCGACAUGGCGGCUGUCUACGGAGGUGCCAACGUGCCGCCAACGGCCUUUAACCGACAAAUGAGUACCGAGUCAGGCUGGGACAAUCCAUUCAGACCGGGCGGCGACCUGUCGAGGGAGGCGGACGAAAUAGUCAAUCUGAUCAAAGGUGGCAAACCGAUCACACCAACCGGCGACCAAAGUUUAGUGAACGGCAGCACGCCUAAGGACAGCCACAGCACCGACGACCCGGACACGACGGUUGUGGACGGUGCGGUAGCAAAGCACGAGGCCUCGCAGCUGCAGGCGGCGGCGGCCCAGCAGAACGGCACCAAAUCGCCCCACAAAUCGCCCGGCACGGCCGCCGGUGGUGCCGCCGGUUCGCCCGCGCUCGGGGCGAAAAAUGGCACGACCGGGGCGGACGGCAGCACGGUCCACAGCAGCACGACACCGAUCAGCAACCAGGUGAUACCCGGUCCCCAGUCCGCGUCGCACGUCGUGAUCGACGAGAAGAAGAAGAAAAAGUGCACCUGUUGCGUUAUACAGUAAACAACCCAACCCCCCCCCCCCCCCCAUCCCCCCUCUCCUCCUAGUCCACACACGCGCAGGAGCACGGGGCUGUUUGGUGGGUGCGUUGCGCGCGCGCGUGUGUGAGUGUGUGAGGGUGUGUGAGUAAGAAAAGGGAAGAGAGAGACAGGGAGAUAAAGAGAAAGAGAGAGAAGGAGAAAAUAGGAAAGCAACAAACGUGGACGUGAUGAAGGAAGAAAUAAUAACCCGAUCCCGUUCUCUGCGCUAUAUAUCGUUAUACAUAUGCAUAUAUAUAUAUUUAUACGACCGCAGACGACGAACGUACGGGCACACUCGAUGGAACCCAACCCAAAUACAUAAUAUAUUAGCAAAAAACAAACAAACAAAAACAACUCACACUCGCACGCACGCACACGAACGCAUGCACGCACCAGCAUCCUUUCUCUCUCGCUCUCUCUCUGCCUGCAAAUGGCUGCGGCAAUGCGCUGCAGAGAGCGAAAGGCGCCCUCGCGCGCCUCCAUCGGAUACCCUACAUUACUACGUCUUCUUCUGCUGUGAGGCGGGCGCGGAUCGAGAAGAGGGUUUUAAUGCUAAGAAAAAUCACCUUGCUGCUUGUUUGAUGUUAGGAAGAGUAACACACACCCACACACACACAUACAGGGCCCACAUACGGUGGCUACUAAUCGUGCUGUAGACACGUGAGAGCCCGAGAAGCUCCACCUUGAGGAAAGCAAAACCACAUAACCACCUGAAGGACGAUGAAGGAUUGAACGAGAGGAGGUGAAGCUUGUAAGGGACAAUGCGAGUUGACUGUGUGUGUGUGUGUGUUUGUGCGGCUGGGUGUGCGCAACAUCCCAACACACACACACACACACACACAUAGGUACGUGUGCACACAGUGCGGUGGCGCUAGUUAGGCCAGGGCAAGGCAGACGAUCGAGCAUAGUGCUAGCGUAGUAGCGCCAAGGAGCAGGCAAGACGGUCGUAGAACCCUGACGGCUGGUUGUGGCCUAGUUCCUUGGCCCAUUCUAACAUUCUUUGCACCAAAUGUCAACCUUCACUUUGCUCUCUUGCUGUCCGGAUUUUCCCCUUAUUUUCUUCCUCCAUUACUCGUGCUGCACCAGUCCGUGCAGCUGCGUACUACUACGCGGUGACGAAUGUGGUAAGACUGUAACUGAUCAUACCACCCCGUACUUCCACACUCUUCAGCGUUUCCUUUAUAGCUUCAGUCCUUACACUACCUGUCCCGUUUCGCUCGCACACAAAUGUGUCGCGAGGACGUCUCUUGUGUAGUUCAGAACAACAACAACAAAACAGAUUAAUACUAUCGAUAGAGAGAUAGAGUUAGAGAUAGGGAAAGAGAUGCAUAGCGAGAUAGCGAGAGAGAGAGAGAGAUAGAAAGAGAGAAAGAGAGAAAGAAAAGGAGAAAAUUUUAUCGUGUACUCUGACAGCAAAAGUAUUUAUUUUACUUUUAAAAUAAACUUACCCAAAAAAAAAACAACAAAAAACAAAAACAGCCCUGCUAUGCUAUACGUCAUUCUUUCCUUUUGCUUUCGCGCGGUCGCGGCCUUCCCCAUUGUCUCCAACCCCCAAAACUAGUAAGUAAUGCUGGCUAGGUGCGCGAAACACAGACAGUAGAAAGGGUUCAGAAUCCGCACCGCACUGUGCCACUGCGUGUACGUGUGUGCGUGUGUGUGUGUGUGUUUGUAAGUCGAUGUGUGUAAGCUGUGGGUGUAUGUGGGUGAUUGUGAUGUAAAGCAUUCAUGUUGUAAUUAACUCCCACAGUGGUUUAUUUACUUUAGGUUUCGUUUUAAAUACUUUAAACAUUUUGUUUUUUUUUUUUUUUUAACUGACUGACCCCAAAUCAUGCGUUUGAUGUACAGUGAGGGCAAUCAGCAGCUAGCUUUUGCACCACCAUACUGUACCCACAAACACACACACACACACACACACAUACACACUCACACAACUAUACCCGGACACUCCCGAAAGAAAUUUUACAGGGUGUGCUUCCUGAGUAAACCAAACGAGUAACAUUUUUACUAUUUAGAAAUGUUUAGUAUUAAAAAGUGGGGGAGGGGGAGCGGAGCGUAAGCGCGGACGCACGUCCACAAACAUACAUCGUGAAAAAAAAAAAUAAUAAUUUCGCACUGCAACAUCGUGAAGGCGGCGAAUGGGGCUAUUAAAAAGUAAAAGCAAAGGUUAUUCGUAAGAGAAAUGCAGCAGUGCAGCGAAUGCAAUAUAAGCAGGAGCGAGAGGGUUUGGUGCGUUGCAUUUCGUGACUGUAUGUGUAGCCGUUUGUGGAUGUGUAAAAAUGGUGAUGAUAUUCGCGCGAGCAGGCGAAGGGCCGGAGCAUUAUGGAGCUAUUUAUUUAACGCAAACCGUAAUAGGAAACCCAAAAAAAAAACGGAAGGCACGGAUACUGUUUGGGGGGUGAAAUUAAAGAUGGCAAUAACAUAUAAUCACAGUUGUAAGAAAGCAAAGAACCAAGCAAGUGAAUGUGUUUGCGAAACAGGAAGAGUUAUUAGAAGGGAAACUUAUAUAUAUUUUUGUCCCUCACCACAAACAUACACACACACACACAUAUAUACACACAAAAAUUCGCCUUAGCUCUGCGCAGUGAGGUAACCUUGCUGGCUACUCUUCCUGUUUUAUUAAUAUUUAUUUUAAUUAAUUCCAACAUCAUUAUUACCACAAAACAAACAAAACAAACCUUCAUCGUACUCGCAAGGACCCCCUCCCUUUGCCCUGAUUAGGCGUUGUUUUAACGUGAUAUACGCUAUACUAACCGGGUGAGCAGAAGGCUGCCCGCGUACUGGUCGCCGUGUACUAAUGCAGCGCAGUGUAAUGUGGAUCGAUGAAGGAGUUGCGCUCGCGCCAGGUAGAUGAGUAAACGUGAACCCUAUCGGUAAAGUGCGGUUGAUCCGUUCCUUGCGCCCGCCCGAAAGGCGUCUUGCGUUUUGGAAGGAAAGUGUUUGUGGUAACAAAAACCACCCCCCCCCCUCCCCCCUCAAACAAAAUGGUAUAUUUUUCGAAACAGAUAUGUAAUGUCAUGCAUAUUGAAACGAUGCAGCCCUUCGUCAGGGCGCACAAGAGUAGGGCAGCCCAACAACACACUCGCUUACAAACAAUAAGUGUCAUUUUUCCACACUGUCUCUUAGUUGACUCCAGCAAAUGGACUUGAAUAAAGUAAUGCUUUCUCUCUGGA